ACUAGAACGUUGAUUGCGCGCACUGCUAUCAUCAAAAUGUCUCGUUAAUCGAGAUGACAAAAUAAAUUAUCACGAUCUGAUAAACAAAUCUAUGUGCGAACCCUCGGCGAAGAAUCGCAAUCGUCAAGUCUAAUUAAAUCACAAGUAUACAGAAGUGACGAAGGCAAAAUCGGGAACGAGAGAUUUCGGAGAGAAUUAAUAUUUUCCGAGGAUGAUGGAGUCAUACAAGAAGAUUGAAAAAUCAGAUCGUUACCCACGAUCGCGUAAUCGACCAGAGUUGUUCCCGACGAGCGUGCAAGAUGGAAGAGCGUAGAAGUAAAAUCAAUCCAAUCCAAAGUAAAACGUCCAAUAUAAUCGUUGAAGAUUCGAAGAGUAUUUUUUCUCCUGCAGAUAAUAUCGAUAACGAUAAAUUAAUCGAACAUUCGUCUUCCACAAGCACAUCUCCAAAAAUGUCCCCGUCGGAUGAAUUAACAAAUAGCAAGAAAAAGGGGAAGAAGAAGAGUACAGAAGACAAAGAUUUGAAUUCUGCUAGUCAAACGCGAUCAAGUUGCGCGAAAGAAGUGAGUGAGUCUAACGAAUAUCUGGAUAAGAACGCCCAGCAGCCCAAGCUCAAGAAGGCCGCCUGCACCAGCCCGACGAUGGUCUGUAAAUUUUGCAACAAGAAGUUCCGCUCGCGGAAGAGCUACUGGGCCCACGUGCGCACGCACUCGGGCGAGAAGUCGUACACGUGCCACGUCUGCGGGAAGCAAUUCGUUCAGGGCGGCAGCCUGUAUUAUCACCUGAAACACGUGCACGACGGCGUGAAGAAUCACACCUGCGACUUAUGCGGCCGCAGCUUCGCCAUGAAGACCGCCAUGGAGGACCAUCGACGUAUCCACACCGGCGAACGUCCGUACGUGUGCCACACUUGCGGCAAGACGUUCAAGACCAAGGCGUCCCUCUACAUACACAGCAAGACCCACACGGACGAGUUUCCGCACAAGUGCACCUAUUGCGCCAAGAGGUUCCGCUGGAGGCAACAGAUGCUGGGCCAUCUGACCGUGCACACAGGCGAGAAGAAUCACACUUGCGACGUGUGCGGCAAGGGUUUCGGCGUGAAGAACGACCUGACCAGGCACAAGCGCGUCCACUCCGAGGAGAAGCCGUACACGUGUCAGCAGUGCGGCAUCAGCUUCGGCCAGAAACGUUAUCUCAAAAGUCACGAACGCUUAAAGUUAGGGUCGUGCGGGUAUUCGCGAAGUUCAAAUAGAAUUGAGUCCGAAUUAGCGUCGUCGAAUUCGAGUUGAGUUCGGAUAAAUAAAUAAUUCGGAUAAUACACAAAUGUUCCUGAUAUUAAAAAUUUUUAAGCUGCUCGAAAGAUCUAUGAUAAUUCCAUAAGUAAAUACUCGCGCAAUCGUAUUUAAGAUACAUACAGGGUAAUCCGUUAUUGAUGUUACAAUUGGAAGGAUAAUUCUAAAUGCAAAAAUGUAAAAUAGAAUCACGUUAUAAACAUGAAGUAAAAUCUUUUUUCUACAAAACUUUGAUUUGGAAAAGUAAAUAUUUUGAAUUAAAUAUAUAUAAUUUCCAUAGUAAUAUGCCAUAACAAUGGUUUGUUGUAUAAAUAACUACAAUAAUUAUAAUUAUUAAUUAGUUAUAAAUUAUAAUUGUAAUUAUAAUAAAUUAAUAAUUA
Messenger RNA from Wasmannia auropunctata (little fire ant), 1669 nucleotides. RefSeq names its product gastrula zinc finger protein XlCGF7.1-like. Gene Ontology annotation, biological process: regulation of transcription by RNA polymerase II. NCBI's taxonomy places the organism in Eukaryota, Metazoa, Arthropoda, Insecta, Hymenoptera, Formicidae. Bases 300 to 1286 code for a protein of 328 amino acids. The record is from RefSeq and is a predicted model, not a curated record. The transcript is spliced from 2 exons. Gene Ontology annotation, molecular function: RNA polymerase II cis-regulatory region sequence-specific DNA binding; DNA-binding transcription factor activity.